AUGUCUCCGUCGUCUCGGAAUCUUGGACUCUUCUCCUUCUUCUUCCUCAUCCUCUCUCUAUUCUCAAUCGUUUCCUCCGACGAUCUCCAAGUCCUACUCAAAAUCAAAUCCUCCCUCCUCGAAUCAAACCCCAACGUCUUAGACUCAUGGAAACCGAACUCCGAUUCCAAUCCAUGUUCCUUCACCGGAGUAACCUGCAAUUCCAACAACUCCGUUACAGAGAUUGACCUCUCUAGGCAAGGAUUAACCGGAAAAUUCCCUUUCCCUCUCCUCUGCGAUCUCACAUCUCUCGAGAAGCUCUCUCUCGGAUUCAACUCACUCUCAGGCCCCGUCCCCAGCGCUAUGAACAACUGCACGAAUCUCAAAUACUUGGAUCUCGGCAACAACUUCUUCUCCGGUCAAUUCCCUGAUGUCUCCUCUCUAAGCCACUUACAGUAUCUCUACCUCAACAACAGCGCGUUCUCCGGUGUGUUCCCGUGGAAAUCACUCCAAAACGCGAAACAACUCGUCGUUUUAAGCAUCGGUGACAAUCCCUUCGACACGACGCCGUUUCCGGAAGAGAUUGUGUCGUUAACGAAGCUGACGUGGCUUUAUCUAUCCAACUGUAGCAUCGCUGGGGAGAUCCCUCCGAGGAUCGGUGACUUGACUGAGCUUCGUAGCUUGGAGAUCUCCGAUAGCUUUCUCACGGGGGUUAUUCCGUCGGAGAUCGUGAAACUCAACAAACUCUGGCGGUUAGAGAUUUACAACAACAACUUAACCGGAAAGAUUCCUCCCGGUUUCGGAAGCUUAACGAAUCUCACUUACUUAGAUAUUUCAACGAACCGGCUCGAAGGAGAUUUAUCUGAGAUCAAAUCUCUAACCAAUCUAAUUUCGUUACAGCUUUUCGAAAACCAGUUAACCGGUGAGAUUCCACCCGAGUUCGGAGAAUUUAAAUAUCUAGUCAAUUUAUCUCUCUAUACCAACAAGUUAACCGGUCCGAUCCCUCAAGGACUCGGUUCGCUAGCCGAAUUCGAUUUCAUCGAUGCGUCGGAGAAUCAGUUAACCGGACCGAUCCCUCCGGAUAUGUGUAAACGCGGGAAGAUGAAAGCUGUCCUUCUGUUACAAAACAAUCUGACCGGGACCAUACCGGAGACGUACGGUAACUGUUUGACUCUUGAACGGUUUAGAGUUAGUGAUAAUUCGUUAACCGGAACAGUUCCGGUUAGACUCUGGGGGUUACCGAAGGUGGAGAUUAUUGACUUAGCUAUGAAUAACUUUGAAGGUCCGGUCACGGGAGAUAUAAAGAGCGCGAAGAUGCUCGGAACGUUGAAUCUAGCGUACAACAAGUUCUCUAAUGAGUUGCCUGAAGAGAUCGGUGACGUGGAGGCUUUGACUAAAGUUGUGAUUAAUGAUAACCGAUUCUCCGGGGAGAUUCCGAGCUCCAUUGGGAAGUUGAAGGGACUUAGUAGUUUAAAGAUGCAGAGUAACGGCUUCUCCGGUUCAAUACCGGACUCUAUUGGUUCGUGUUCGGCGCUCAGCGAUCUCAACAUGGCGCAAAACGCGCUGUCGGGAGAGAUCCCGCACACGCUUGGAUCACUCCCGACACUCAACGCUUUGAAUCUUUCAGACAACGAGCUCUCCGGGAGAAUCCCGGAGAGUUUGUCGUCUCUAAGGCUUAGCCUUCUUGAUCUAUCAAACAACAGAUUAUCAGGUCGUGUCCCGUUGAGUUUGUCGUCUUAUAACGGUAGCUUCAUCGGUAACCCUGGACUCUGCAGCAUGACGAUCAAGUCGCUUAACCGGUGCAUUGAAUCUCCAGGAUCGCGUCGUGACACUCACAUCUUUGUGUUGUGUAUAGUUUUCGGUUCACUGAUCUUGCUAGCUUCUCUUGUGUGUUUCUUGUAUCUCAAGAAAAGCGAGAAGAAGGAAAUGAGAACGUUGAGACAUGAGUCUUGGAGUAUAAAGUCGUUUAGGAAGAUGAGUUUCACUGAAGAUGAUAUCAUUGACUCGAUCAAAGAAGAGAAUUUGAUCGGUAGAGGAGGUUGCGGAGAUGUGUACAGAGUUGUACUCAGCGAUGGUAAAGAACUCGCUGUGAAGCACAUUCGUAGUAGUGGCACAGACACUAAGAACUUCAGCAGCGCGACGCCUAUCCUCACUGAGAAGGAAGGAAGGUCUAAAGAGUUUGAGACAGAGGUGCAGACACUAAGCUCGAUACGUCACUUAAACGUGGUGAAACUCUAUUGUAGCAUCACGAGCGAUGACUCAAGCUUGCUGGUCUACGAGUACAUGCCUAAUGGGAGCUUGUACGACAUGCUUCACUCGUGUAAGAAGUCGAAUCUUGGUUGGGAGACACGGUAUGAUAUAGCUCUUGAUGAGUCCUUCAAGCCUAGGAUUGCUGAUUUUGGUCUUGCUAAGAUUCUUCAGGCGAAUAAUGGUGGUCAUGAUUCUACUCAUGUCGUUGCAGGAACAUAUGGUUACAUAGCUCCAGAGUAUGGUUACUCGUCGAAAGUGAAUGAGAAAUGCGAUGUGUAUAGCUUUGGAGUUGUGUUAAUGGAGCUAGUCACGGGGAAGAAACCGAUAGAGGCGGAGUUUGGAGAGAGCAAAGACAUAGUGGAUUGGGUUAGUAACAAUCUGAAGAGCAAAGAGAGUGUUAUGGACAUUGUGGAUAAGAAGAUAGGAGAAAUGUAUAGAGAAGAUGCAAUCAAGUUGCUGAGAGUUGCAAUACUCUGCACCGCAAGGCAACCUGGCCUAAGGCCAACGAUGAGGAGUGUGGUUCAUAUGAUAGAGGACGCAGAACCGUGUAGAUUGAUGGGUAUUGUGAUUAGCAAAGAGAGUGAUGUGAAGAUCAAAGAAAUAAGUUGAUGAUUAGGUAUGGUUUUUGGUAACUGUGAAACUUAUAGAGAAGAAGACUAAUGUGGAACAUCUGAAUCUGGUACAACGUAAGAGGUUAGAUGGAGAAUGUGAUUAUAGUCCUGGUGGUUAUGAAAUCUUCUCAUGUAAACUAUUUCUUGUAAUUGUAGAAUUUUGGUUUGAGUCAACAAUCAAAUAGUAAGUCAAGUUUUUAGUAGCUAGAGGCACUAUACUUGGCUAAAAAAUCAUAUUCGAGUGAUAAAAUAAUUUUGUUAUGACUUCUCAAUGAAACCAAAUCCGAUUUGAAUUCUUGUGAUGAGACAAUUAUUAUCGUAUAGCGCC
Messenger RNA from Eruca vesicaria subsp. sativa (arugula), 3168 nucleotides. Lineage: Eukaryota; Viridiplantae; Streptophyta; Magnoliopsida; Brassicales; Brassicaceae. The record is from the annotation of a GenBank genome assembly.